AUGCCUACACAGUACACACAGUGCGUUUCCAUUUUGUUCUUUCUUCCAACACUUUGGGAGAGAGCUAUACCACGUUGCUCUCUCUUGCUUUGCUUGAUUUGCGUAUCAUAAUCUUUUUAUAAUUCGUGCUGUUUAAAAUUUUAAUUAGGAGGUGAAUUAAAAGCCGUCCUCGUACGUACAUAAAUUAGCUGGCGAAUCUGGCCAGUCUUUAAUUCUGCCAUAUAUGUGCAUGUGUGUGUACAUGUAUGGAAGGAUAGUAUUCUCUCCUUAAUUUCUUGAAUUGCUAUCCGAUCCUGAGCAAUAUAUGUCCCUAGCUAGCUAGCUGGGCGUCCGCCAUAAUUUGCUGCCAAUAAUAAUUAGCCCCAUAUAUCCUUGUAGCUAGGUGAAUCAUCCCCUUGAUAUGCCUUGUUAAAUAUGUAGCUCCGAUUUAAGCUCUCUUGCCCAUUUUUUUUUCAGAGUUUAUAGUUUCAUUUUGAUUCUUCCGCUCUCUGCUAGCUUCCACACACCAAGUUCAUCAGCCAAUUUCUUCCUGACGAGAAGGCCGUGUAAGAAUUUUAGUGAAGUGAGUGUCUUUUUUGUUUUUCGAUUGGUCGAUCGAGUGCUGGUACAAGCUAGAGGAUGGCGAUGAUGGAGAGGAUUGGGGUCACCAAGCUUCAUCAUCAUCUUCUUCUUCUUGUUCUUCUUCUCGUCGUCGCCGCCGCCGGCGGCGGCAGCGUACAGGCGGCGGAGGAGGAUGAGAUGAGCGGCCGGAGGAGGAGAAGCAGGCGGCGGCGUGCGGCGGACGUGAUGGUGCCCAUCACCAUCCUCAACUCCGCCGUCGACAAGGGAGCCGUGUGCAUGGACGGGACGCCGCCGGCGUACCACCUGGACCCGGGCUCCGGCGGCGGCAACCGGAGCUGGGUGGUCAACCUGGAGGGCGGCGGGUGGUGCAACAACGCCCGCACGUGCCGCUUCCGCACCGCCAGCCGCCACGGCUCCUCCGACCACAUGGAGCGCCGCAUCGCCUUCACCGGCAUCAUGAGCUCCGCCGCCGCCGACAACCCCGAUUUCCACAGCUGGAACCGCGUCAAGAUCCGCUACUGCGACAGCGGGUCCUUCGCCGGCGACGCCUUCAACGAGGGAUUGAAGCUGCAAUUCCGGGGGCAGCGCAUCUGGGGGGCGGUGAUCCAGCACCUGCUCGACGUCGGCAUGGCCUCCGCCGAGCAUGUGCUGCUCACCGGCUGCUCCGCCGGCGGCCUCGCCGCGAUCCUCCACUGCGACCAGCUCCGCGCCCUCCUCCCCGCCGCCGCCACCGUCAAGUGCCUCUCCGACGGCGGCCUCUUCCUCGACGCCGUGGACGUCGCCGGCGGCAGGAGCCUGAGGUCAUACUACGGCGACGUCGUCGGCCUGCAGGCGGUGGCGCCCAACCUUCCCGAGACCUGCACCGACCAUCUCGACGCCACCUCGUGCUUCUUCCCUCAGAACAUAAUCGACGGCAUAAAGACACCCAUCUUCCUGCUGAAUGCGGCGUACGACGUCUGGCAGAUCGAGCAGAGCCUGGCCCCUAACGCAGCUGACACCAGCGGCACCUGGCGAGUCUGCAAGUUCAACCGCGCAGCCUGCAACGCGUCUCAGCUGCAGUUCCUGCAAGGUUUCAGAGAUCAGAUGGUGGCAGCGGUGAGAGUCUUCUCCGAGUCGAGGAGCAACGGGCUGUUCAUCAACUCGUGCUUCGCUCACUGCCAGUCCGAGCUGACGGCCACCUGGAAUGGUGGCUCUCCUGCUCUCCAGAACAAGGGAAUUGCAAAGUCUGUUGGUGACUGGUACUUUGGUCGAGCUGAGGUGAAGGCCAUCGAUUGCCCCUACCCCUGUGACAAAACAUGCCACAACAUCAUAUGACAUCAUGUACUGACGUUUACUCGUCUCGACCGAAUGGAGUGACACACAUUUUUGCCUCGAAGUCCUCUCAAGUUCUUCACUCUAGCUAGUAGCUAUAUACAUGUAGAACUAUCGAGUUCAGAGCCAAAACAUACAAAACAGAGAACCUCACACAAACAGAUACAAAGGAAGCAAAACAAAGUUAACAAAAGCAAAUAGGAAGGGGGAGAGGGGCAGGGCACAUUAAUAUCGGGAAGCAGUGUGGUGGAGUCAUGGGUGUAUAAUUUCACCUAUUAAGAAUAAAUUACAGUAUUCACAAACA
Oryza sativa Japonica Group (Japanese rice) is the source of this 2176-nucleotide messenger RNA. RefSeq names its product pectin acetylesterase 3. Gene Ontology annotation, biological process: cell wall organization. Gene Ontology annotation, molecular function: pectin acetylesterase activity. Gene Ontology annotation, cellular component: plant-type cell wall. NCBI's taxonomy places the organism in Eukaryota, Viridiplantae, Streptophyta, Magnoliopsida, Poales, Poaceae. The record is from RefSeq and is a predicted model, not a curated record.